This is a messenger RNA of Cryptotermes secundus, 930 nucleotides long. RefSeq names its product autophagy protein 12-like (gene Atg12). Gene Ontology annotation, cellular component: cytoplasm; Atg12-Atg5-Atg16 complex; phagophore assembly site membrane. The transcript is spliced from 3 exons. The record is from RefSeq and is a predicted model, not a curated record. NCBI's taxonomy places the organism in Eukaryota, Metazoa, Arthropoda, Insecta, Blattodea, Kalotermitidae. Bases 128 to 526 code for a protein of 132 amino acids. Gene Ontology annotation, biological process: C-terminal protein lipidation; autophagosome assembly; autophagy of mitochondrion.
UGUGUACAAUGGUGGAAGGCAGGGUGGCGUUUGCGUAGCAGAAAUAGCAUAAAUGUCAUCUAUACAGCUAUAUCGACUUGUUCGUCUAUGAAAUGUAAGGGAGUCGUUUGAUUAGGCUGCAUAAAUUAUGUCUGGCAGUCAAGACACACAGAAGUCAGAUAAUUCGGACCUCCCAGAAACUGGAAGUGAUGGAGGAGAAACUCAGAACGAAAGUCCACCGACAAAUUUUAAACGAGCUGAAGGAAAGAAGUCUGAUAAGCAGAAGAUUGACAUACUCUUGAAAGCAACGGGAAAUGCACCAAUCAUGAAGAAGAAAAAGUGGGCAGUAGAUCCAGAGAGGAAGAUUGGGUGGAUAAUUGAGUUCAUGAAAAAAUACUUGAAGCUGGAUCGCUCAGAACAUUUGUUCCUGUAUGUUAACCAGUCAUUUGCCCCGGCACCAGACCAGGUUGUGAAGAAUCUCUAUGAAUGCUAUGGAACAGACGGCAAACUUGUUCUUCACUACUGCAAGAGUCAAGCUUGGGGCUGAAUCAUCACACACACAAUGCCUGUUUCCUAAUUUAAGCGUAAAAUAUUAUGUUCUUACAGUAAUCUUGUAUCUGUCAUAGAUAUUACAGUUUUAAAAUUCUCUUCUAAGUAUGAUGUAUGAAAUUUCUGAACCAAAAGCAUGGCCAGCAUUUCUUUUAAUAUAUAUGUAUAUUAUGGAAGAUAUACAACAACAGUAUGGUGUAUUUUUGUUUAUCUGAAUUAUAUGUUGUACAUAUUGAAUUGUUGAGUUAAUCUGCAUUUAAUGUUUUAAAUGUAAUGGUAUCAGACACUGCUAAAACAAACUGCACCAUUAAAACAUUAAACACCAUAUAAUUAUAAUGUUUUGCUAAUAUACUGUAUUAUUAUAAUAAAAUAUAUUGAAAAAAAUGUAUAUUUUAUUUUCAG